Angiostrongylus costaricensis is the source of this 934-nucleotide messenger RNA. The record is from the annotation of a GenBank genome assembly. NCBI's taxonomy places the organism in Eukaryota, Metazoa, Nematoda, Chromadorea, Rhabditida, Metastrongylidae.
CGCUAACACGUUCACCACCACACCAUAGAGGUCAUUCGUUUCGCAUAUCUCUUAGCUAGUUCUACCGGUCAGUGCCAUCAGCAAUCACCCGUCAGCGGGACUGAUCUGGGGAUCCCAAAUCGGCAAUGGACCCAAGUUAAAUCGGUCUGAACUCAGUGUUAUCAAACGAGCUAUGGAGCGAAUCGAAGCAAACACUUGUAUUCGAUUCCGAACGAGGGACUAUGAAAGCGAUUACGUUGAAAUCCGCAACAAGUGGGGUGAAGGAUGCUACACUAAUGUGGGUCGUCAUCCAGGAAGAAACAUAUUGAUGCUUGAAUCGAAUGAAGAAAGCACGUGCAUUGAGGUUCACAUCGUUCAACACGAAUUGUUGCACGUUAUCGGACUAUGGCAUGAGCAUAUGCGAUAUGAUAGAGAUAAAUAUAUCAAAGUUCACUAUAAAAAUAUUGUGCCAGGCUACGAGGAUCAAUUCACAAAAGUUUCAUCAUAUUUGUCGACAGUGUACGACAUCCCUUACGACUAUAAAUCGGUGAUGCACUACACAAAGACAGCGUUCGCCAGGAUUGGAAAGAUCAGCAUGGAGACGCUGGAUCCCAGUUACAUGGAUGUUAUUGGCAGGCAAAAAGACGCCUCAACAAGCGACUAUCAAAAAGUUUGCAAAAUCUACGGAUGUGCCGUGUGCAAUGGUGGAAAUACAAGUACAACAACAGAAAAAGACGAUCAUAAACCGUCUUCAACGACACCGAAACCUCAGCCCACAACUACUGAAAAAUGUUCGGACAGAUCUCCGAAGUUCUGUUUCGUUGCACUCAAACUACGACUACUGAACUGCACCAGUGGCUUUUUCAAGCGGUACUGUUGCACCACUUGUGAACUCUUAAGUGAAGAAGAGGAGGAUUACCCAUUUGGAUACGCGUACUACUACUACGUUUUUUAA